Molecule: messenger RNA, 2157 nt
Organism: Ustilago hordei
Lineage: Eukaryota; Fungi; Basidiomycota; Ustilaginomycetes; Ustilaginales; Ustilaginaceae
Exons: 1
Coding region: 1-2157 (718 amino acids)
Biological process (GO): transport along microtubule
Cellular component (GO): cytoplasmic dynein complex
Molecular function (GO): dynein light chain binding; dynein heavy chain binding
Source: RefSeq, a predicted model, not a curated record
AUGUCGUCCUCAUCAUCCUCAGCAGCCGAUGCAAGACGCAAAGCCGAAAUAGAAGCCAAGAAAGCAAAACUCCUCGAAAUCCGUCGUCAACGUGAAGAACGUGCUCAACGACUCAGGUCCACCGCCACUUCCUCCGCCACUUCCUCCGCCACUUCGGCCGCCCUUGCAUCCGACUCGGCAUCCUCUGCACCCAACUCUUCUCGAAAAGACCUAGACGAUCUUGUAAACUCGCUCAUAUCUAAUGCACCCGGCACUCGCAGUUCUCGCGCACCCCUCAUCGGUGAUCCCUCUUCCCCACGCAAAUCCCUCCUCGCUGGUGGCAGUGACCGUCCAUCGUCAGAUUUCGGAGGAUCAGAAUCCGAAGUUCCCUCUACUCCAAGCGCAGCGACACACACUGCUCCCUCCACCACAGCUGUUGCCGUAUCCGAGCGUCUGGGUCCGGUGGAGCUGAUCGAUGUACAAACCGAACUUUUCGAGUUACCCCGAAAUCAACGUGUAUUCUAUACGAAAGAGGUUCAGACUGCUGCGCUUGGCCCUUCCGACUCUGAGGACGCAGCUUAUCAUCCUGCAGGUGGAGUCGGUGCAGAGUCCAGGGCGAGUAGAGAGACCGACGAGAGUCUUCGGGCCAAGAUCCAAGCAGAGUUAGCAGCAGACCAGGCAGCACGUGCUCAAGAAGAUCGACUCGAACGAGAAAUUGCCCAACAGCUCCGCGAACUCACCGAGGAAGAGAGAGUGGCCCUUUAUACCGCACAAGGCUUUUCCGAGUUUGUGGAGCAAAGUAGUAAGAUCGUGGAGAGAGCUUUGACGGAUAGAUACGAUUAUACAAAAGACUACCGCAUCACCUCUGACGCCAUUACUUGUGCUGAUUCCGCUUCUCAUCUCCGUCUCCAACGUAUCUUCGGAGGCAGCGGGGAUCACUUGUUCGCCAAUCGAAGCGUGACUGCUAUCGAUUGGAGUACCAAACACCCGGAGCUCUGUGUAGUCGCCUACAACCGUAAUGACCAAGACCAAGAGGCACCCGACGGAAUAGUUGCCGUUUGGAACACUCAUCUUGCCGAACGACCCGAGUUUGUCUUUUAUGCCCAAACCGAUGUCCUCUCGGUUUGCUUCUCGCCCUUCCACCCGAACCUGAUCGUUGGCGGAAGCUAUUCAGGUCAGAUUUUGAUAUGGGAUACACGAUCGCGUCAACUUCCCAUUCUCAAAACUCCCCUCUCCGCAUCUGGUCACACGCACCCCGUCUAUGGCCUGGCGAUCAUCGGUAGUGCCAACGCACACAACCUUGUUUCUGCCUCCACGGACGGAACUCUGUGCUAUUGGAUGUUAGAUAUGCUAGCUCGACCUCAAGAAACGCUUGAACUCAUCAACACCACGCACCCCAAAACCGACGAGGUAGCGGUAACUACACUGGGCAUAGCAGAUCAAGAAACGACUUGCUUCCUAGUCGGUACCGAAGACGGUAACCUCUACGUAGGCAAUAGGUACGAUAGAGCAGGCUUGAAGGCCGGAUUAAACAUGGCAGAGGUCUAUAAGGCACAUCUCGGACCGGUGACAGGCUUGCAUUUUCAUCCUCUCAUUCGUGGAGGUGCAGUUGAUUUUUCCGAUCUCUUUCUGACGAGUAGUGUCGAUUGGACAAGUAAGCUUUGGAGACUUAAGCCCAAUAGCUCAGGUACAUCCACCGCUAUCAAGGCCACAGGCGAAUCCGCCAAAGGUGGUAUGCAGGCCCUUUUGACUUUUGAAGAGAGUAACGAUUAUGUCUAUGAUGUCAGAUGGAGUCCUACUCAUCCGGCAGUUUUUGCGCAGGUGGAUGGGACGGGAAGAUUGGAUUUGUUCAAUCUCAAUCUUGAUACCGAGAGGCCGGUGGCCAGUGUAUUUUCCGCACCCAAUGCUGGUGGUGCCAAUGGCAAUGCAGGUGCGAUGGAGGCGAUCGGAGCAAGGGGAGCAAAGGCAUUGAAUAAGCUAAGUUGGGCAAAGAAUGGGAGGAAAGUUGCAACAGGUGGUUCGGAUGGAGUGCUGUGUGUCUAUGAUGUCAGCGAGCCUUUGGCCGUUGCAGGUGAGGAUGAGUUCAAGCUGUUUCAGGGAGUCAUUGGGCGGUUGUUAUCCGAGGGAAAAGUAACUGCGCCCUCUGGUGGAUCUGUGAGGUUGUCUAGUGGCUUAUAA